Messenger RNA from Laccaria bicolor S238N-H82, 914 nucleotides. RefSeq lists its product as uncharacterized. The record is from RefSeq and is a predicted model, not a curated record. NCBI's taxonomy places the organism in Eukaryota, Fungi, Basidiomycota, Agaricomycetes, Agaricales, Hydnangiaceae. Bases 549 to 914 code for a protein of 121 amino acids. The transcript is spliced from 3 exons.
CGACUCACAUUCAGACGAUAUUGACUUGGUUUUUGAAAGGAUCUUCGCCGUCAUCGAUGCUUCCAAAACCUGCAUACUCCGUUACUAGGAACACUCUUAAAACGUCAGCUGCUUUCCGCACUGGCAGAGGCUGAAAAUAAGGAGGCCACACGCCAAGCCGCAGAGGAGUUCACACUCGAAGAAGCAGUUAUGAACUUCAGACUGACAUACGCCCCCACACUGUGGGAUACCGCAAAGCACCUGUGGGACAUUGAGGCAUUGCCUGACUUCAAGACCUUUCAGCCUUCGGCAUGCCUUGAGUCGGUUUUGGAAAGUUAUCUUGGAAUAUUAUAUAUAUGAUCGAUCUUGUAAGGCGGGGUGUAAAGUUCCUCUGGACUUCAUAAUGUGCGAAUGUAUAGCAAUGCGAAGAAAAACUCGGUCAGCUGAGGACAGCCAACGCACAGCAACAACUUGGGGUACCAUCAAAGUGCACUGCGAAGUUUCCUUCACUCACGCAAUCAAUCCUUUGCCAAUGGUUCCCAAGACCAUCGUUUGUGGUCGUGUUGAUCAUGGUGUCGGAAUUGUCAUCCGUUCUUGGAGAGUUCCUUAUCGGUCCUUUCACUCGGUCCUGCUGUGAGGCCGAAUUCCAUGGCGGCGUUACUGACGCUUUACCACAACUCGUCGUGUAUCUUGCAUCACUACGUCAAUCCCGCCUCAACAAAGGACGAAGCAACACCUCUGUCUAUGGCGUUGUGACAGAUGGUUUCGCUUUCGUCUUCGUAAUUAUUACACAUGAAGGCAUCCUCAAAGAAAGCCGUCUGUUCGAUCUCACGCACGGAUACUUGUCGAUUGUGUUAGGGUGCUUUCAUAUACAUCUUGGAGACUGCAAUGUCUAUGUCUCCAAGUUUGACGCCAGAAAGGUAUGCGUUGCAUGA